AUGUCACAACAACCAGGAAGCCGGUUGUCACGCAACGCUUGGGAUGUUAGCUACGGCGAUGAUAUUGAUAAUGAUCCUUAUCCUGGCAUGAAAAAUGAGGUAAAUAAGACACAUUUUGAGACAGAGGAGACAGCAAGUGACCGGGAAAUGUAUGUGAAGACCACUCUUCGAGAGCUAAUCAUCUACAUAAUCUAUUUGGUGGUGCUGUGUGUCAUUACCUUUGGAAUGACCUCAACAACUAUGUACUACUACACCAAGGUGAUGAGUGAUCUGUUUCUGGAGUCUAAGGAAGGCUCUGAUCCAAAUUUCAAGGAAGUGAACAGCGUUGAUGGUUUUUGGAAAUACGCUAAAGGACCUCUCUUGUCAGGACUUUAUUGGGAGAACUAUUACAACAAUGAUUCUCUACCUCCAAAUGAAAUGGGAUACAUUUACUAUGAAAAUAGACUGCUCGGAGUGCCCCGGAUUCGUCAGCUCAAAGUCCGUAACGAUUCUUGCCAGAUUCAUGAUGACUUUGCUAGCUACAUCACUGAAUGCUUUGAUUCAUAUUCUGAAAGCUUUGAAGACAGGGCUCCAUUUAAUAUGUCCCAGGCAGAACCAAAUAAUACGGCAUGGCGCUACUUCUCAGAAAGUGAACUCAAUGGUGGACCUCAUUGGGGGCAGCUGAGCACUUACAGUGGUGGAGGCUACUAUGUUGACCUAAAUACCACUAGAAGUGCUUCAGAAGGGAUUAUACAGAACCUCCUGACUAAUCUUUGGAUCCAGCGAGGGACCCGGGCAGUCUUUAUAGACUUCACUGUAUACAAUGCAAAUAUAAACCUUUUCUGUGUUGUAAGAUUACUGGUUGAAUUUCCUGCAACAGGUGGUGCCAUUCCAUCCUGGACUUUUCGUACAGUGAAGCUGAUUCGCUACGUUACCAUUGGGGACUACUUUAUCAUGGCCUGUGAAAUCAUCUUCUGUAUCUUCAUCUUGUAUUACACAGUGGAGGAGAUACUGGAGAUCAAGGCACUAAAAUUGGCAUACUUCAAAAGUUUCUGGAACAUUCUGGACCUCACAGUGGUCCUCAUAUCCCUUGUGUGUAUGGGUUUUAAUAUUUAUAGGACUGUUGAGGUGAGCAACAAACUUACUGGACUUCUGGCAAAUCCUAACAUUUUUGCUGACUUUGAGAAGCUCAGCUACUGGGAGACCAGGUUCAGCAAUGCAGUUGCAAUAGCAGUUUUCAUUGCGUGGAUCAAGAUCUUCAAAUACAUCAGCUUCAACAAGACAAUGACCCAGCUGUCCUCUACUCUAGAGCGUUGUGCCAAGGACUUGGCUGGCUUUUUUGUGAUGUUCAUCAUCAUUUUCCUGGCAUUCACCCAGCUAGGCUACCUGCUGUUUGGUACCCAGGUGAAGGACUUCAGCAGCUUUCAGAAUGCUUUCUUCACUCUCUUCAGAAUCAUCUUGGGAGACUUUGAUUUCAACCAGCUGGAACAAGCCAACCGUAUCUUGGGGCCAAUCUUCUUCAUGCUGUUUGUGUUCUUUGUCUUCUUUGUGCUCAUCAACAUGUUCCUGGCCAUCAUCAACGACACCUACUCUGAAGUCAAGUCAGACAUGGCCAAUGCCAAGAAUGAUUUUGAAAUUGCUGAUUAUUUCAAGAAGGGAUACUUGAAUCUGCUUAGCAAGCUGAAUAUCAAGCGGGAAAAGAUUGUGGACUUGCAGAAAGCUCUACACUCUGCAGACAUCAACCAGGACAAAAAGCUCGACUUUGAGGAGUGGCGCCAGGAACUCAAAUCACGUGGAUAUGCUGAUGGGGAAAUUGAAGCCAUGUUUGCCAAGUAUGACCUUGAUGGUGACCGAGUUCUGGGUGAAGCUGAGCAGAAACGCAUGCAGGCUGAUUUGACUGCUCUGACAAAAGUUUAUGAUGACUUGGAUGUUAAAAAUCCUCGCCCUGGCACUGGACAGCGUUCAAGCAGCCGGAUCAGCUUUAAUGAUGGAGACAGUGCUGAUGACAGCGAUGAUGGGGAUAGCGGUACAAAGUCUUUACACACCGGCCCAAUCUCAAGUGGUGUUUCAUAUGAAGAAUUUACUGUCUUAUCAAGAAGAGUCGACAGAAUGGAACACUCUAUCGGAAGCAUAGUUUCUAAAAUUGAUGCUGUUCUGGUCAAGCUAGAAGCCAUGGAGAAAGCAAAAAUAAAACGUCGGGAGACAAUGGGCAAGAUCUUAGACAGUAUUUCAGAGUCAGAUGGAACAAGCGAUGAAUUGAAGAGAGAACAAAUGGAACACCUUGUCAGAGAAGAACUGGAGCGGUGGGACUCAGAAACAUCUGUGGGGAUCAGCAGUGCUUGUGGAGUCUCACCUGGUGCAGGAAAUGUUCCUGCUGGUCUUCGGCCUCGCUCUCGAGCAGAGUCAGCUCAACAUGAGGAUUAA
Messenger RNA from Candidula unifasciata, 2403 nucleotides. Lineage: Eukaryota; Metazoa; Mollusca; Gastropoda; Stylommatophora; Geomitridae. The record is from the annotation of a GenBank genome assembly.